This is a messenger RNA of Gymnodraco acuticeps, 3341 nucleotides long. RefSeq names its product voltage-dependent R-type calcium channel subunit alpha-1E-like. The record is from RefSeq and is a predicted model, not a curated record. Gene Ontology annotation, cellular component: membrane; voltage-gated calcium channel complex; neuronal cell body. Gene Ontology annotation, biological process: chemical synaptic transmission; calcium ion import across plasma membrane. Gene Ontology annotation, molecular function: high voltage-gated calcium channel activity. Lineage: Eukaryota; Metazoa; Chordata; Actinopteri; Perciformes; Bathydraconidae.
AGGAAGUGAUGCUGGCGGAGGAGAAUAAGAAUUCAGGACCUUCUGCCCUCGAUGCUCUCAGGAGCCUCCCUGAUUGGAGUACAGGCGGAGUCUAUGUGCUGAAGAGAGCCACCACCAUCAAAAGGAGGGGGAUGGAUGGCGGGCAUCGAGGGCAAACGGGGGAGGAACAAUACGGAGACGUCUCCUCUUUGGGCGUCCCGAUCAACAGAGCGAGUAUCCGGAGCGCUAAACGAGGUCCGACUGCAUUUUUCCGGCGUAAAGAGCGUCUGCUGCGAAUCUCCAUCCGCCGCGUGGUGAAGACUCAAACCUUCUACUGGACGGUGCUGGGUCUCGUGGCUCUGAACACUAUCUGUGUCGCCAUCGUUCAUCACAACCAGCCGCUGUGGCUCUCCACCUUCCUCUACUAUGCAGAGUUCCUGUUCCUCGCUCUGUUCCUCACGGAGAUGUUUCUGAAGAUGUACAGCUUGGGUCCUCGUCUUUACUUCCACUCGUCCUUCAACCGCUUCGACUGCAGUGUGAUCGUGGGCAGUAUCUUCGAGGUGCUGUGGGGUUUCUUCAGACCCGGCACCUCGUUUGGGAUCAGCGUCCUGAGAGCUCUCCGUCUGCUGCGGAUCUUCAAAAUCACAAAGUACUGGGCGUCUCUGAGAAACCUGGUGGUCUCUCUGAUGGCCUCCAUGAAGUCCAUCAUCUCCCUCAUCUUCCUCCUCUUCCUCUUCAUCCUCGUCUUCGCCCUGCUUGGCAUGCAGCUCUUCGGCGGCAGGUUCAUCUUCGAGGACUACACCCCGACCAACUUUGACACGUUUCCUGCCGCCAUCAUGACCGUCUUUCAGAUCCUCACUGGAGAGGACUGGAACGAGGUGAUGUAUAACGGGAUUCGCUCUCAGGGAGGAGUGAAGUCCGGCAUGUGGUCCUCCAUCUACUUCAUCGUGCUCACACUGUUUGGAAACUACACUCUGCUGAAUGUGUUCUUGGCCAUCGCUGUGGAUAACCUCGCCAACGCACAAGAACUCACCAAGGAUGAAGAGGAGGCGGAGGCGGCGUUUAAUCAGAAACACGCUCUGCAGAAAGCGAAGGAAGUCGGGCCGCUGUCCUCCUUCAUGUCCUCAGAUGGUAGCAGGAGGAGGCGGCCCUACCUCUACAGGAAGCGAGCGAUCCACCGCAGCCGGCCCACCUACUCCUGCAGUCUGGAGGAGGGUCGUGGCCUCCCUCUCAACCCCUCUCACUGUUUCAUGUCCAGGAGGGAGAGGAGGAAGAGGAUGACCAUGUCGGUGUGGGAGCAGAGGACCAGCCAGCUGAGGAGACACAGACAGAUGUCCAGUCGAGAGAUUCUGUUCAACAGCCAAAACGAGGAAAAGGACGGAAACCCAAACUCCAACGCUGCCCCUACUGGACAUCCACAGUCACUGCAUCGAAAAACCAUGGAGAACACACUUUCCGGGAGUUUAAAAAAAGACCCUUUAGCAUCGCCGUCCAAAAACCCUGCUUCAAACUCCUCUGUGUCUCUGGAUAUGCCUUUGGAUGCCACUCUUUCUGGUGAAGAUCCUACAAAUAAUCCCCCUUCUGAAGCACCUAUUGCUAAACCUGAAUCUGAAGCUGAAUCUGUAACUGAGAGCGAAAAACUCACCGUUGAUCCGACUCACAGCGAGCGCCGGAGUCCCAGAUUAAACGGCGAGCGACAACACAGAGCGGUGAAGAAGUUCAGACCUCCUGAAAACCUGGAUUUGUUGACCCCCGAAAUGGGAGGUCACGGAGGAGUCAGGGGUCGCAGGGGGAGGCAUCACGGAGAGAAUAAGAGUCAGGCAUCAUCACCCGGGAGUCGAUCGGCCAGCAGAGAGAGGAGGAAACAUCCGGAGCGAGUGGAGGAGAAGGAGGUGGAGACCAAAAUGGAGGAAAAAGAAGAGUGCAAACCUGAGGAGAGCAGGUGAGAGGAUAGAAUAGAAUAGAAUAUAUCUUUAUUUCUGGGAGAAGGAGGACACACUGACCCACAGGAGAGUCAGAUCCACAUCGGAGACACGGAGGAAACUCCUCAGAAAUCAGAUCCAGAUCCUCCCGUCGUCCCAGAGAAAAACGAAGAAGAGACGGAGAAGGAGAAUUGUCCGCUCAGCACCAGUGUGAUCAUCGAGGUUCCCAACGCUCAGUCCUGUCUGGAGCUAUCCACCAUCACAGUGAAGAGUAAGGACCCUGACUGUAAAUCAGAGAAGGAGGAGGAAGAGGAGUCGAAGCCGGUUGUGACUCCAGACAGCAUGUUCAUCUUCAAACCUGACAACCCGGUGCGUCGGGUCUGUCACUACGUGGUGAAUCUGCGUUACUUUGAGACGUGCAUCCUGCUGGUGAUAGCAGCUAGCAGCAUAGCAUUAGCUGCUGAAGACCCUGUAGCCACCUCCUCCAACUGGAACAAGGUUCUGCGGUAUUUUGAUUACGUGUUCACGGGAGUCUUCACGUUUGAGAUGAUUAUAAAGAUGAUCGACCAGGGUCUUCUCCUCCACGACGGCUCGUACUUCAGAGACUUGUGGAACGUUCUGGACUUCAUCGUGGUGGUGGGAGCGCUGGUGGCCUUCGCCCUCUCCAAUGUGAUGGGAAAUAACAAAGGACGGGACAUAAAGACCAUCAAAUCUCUGAGAGUUCUGCGAGUCCUCCGACCGCUGAAGACAAUCAAGAGACUUCCCAAACUCAAGGCGGUGUUCGACUGCGUCGUGACAUCUCUGAAGAACGUCUUCAACAUCCUCAUCGUUUACAAACUGUUUAUGUUUAUCUUCGCUGUCAUCGCCGUGCAGCUUUUCAAGGGGAAGUUCUUCUUCUGCAGCGACAGCUCCAAGGACACGGAGAAGGACUGCCAGGGUUACUACAUAGACUAUGCGAAGGAUAAGAAGGAGGUGAAGAGGAGGGAGUGGAGACGUCAUGAGUUCCAUUAUGAUAAUGUGAUCUGGGCUCUCCUGACUCUCUUCACUGUGUCCACGGGGGAAGGCUGGCCGCAGGUCCUCCAGCACUCAGUGGACGUGACGGAGGAGGACAGAGGUCCGAGCCACGGCAACAGGAUGGAGAUGUCCAUUUUCUACGUCAUCUACUUUGUCGUCUUCCCUUUCUUCUUCGUCAACAUCUUCGUGGCACUCAUCAUCAUCACUUUCCAGGAGCAGGGGGAUAAGAUGAUGGAGGAGUGCAGCCUGGAGAAGAACGAGAGGGCGUGUAUAGACUUUGCCCUCGGUGCGAAGCCUCUGACCCGCUACAUGCCUCAGAACCGACACACCUUCCAGUACCGCCUCUGGCACUUCGUGGUGUCGCCCUCCUUCGAGUACACCGUGCUGGCCAUGAUCGCUCUGAACACCAUCGUACUGAUGAUGAAG